Pseudozyma hubeiensis SY62 is the source of this 2289-nucleotide messenger RNA. Its product is annotated as carboxylesterase. The record is from RefSeq and is a predicted model, not a curated record. Gene Ontology annotation, molecular function: cholinesterase activity. The transcript has a single exon. Bases 1 to 2289 code for a protein of 762 amino acids. Lineage: Eukaryota; Fungi; Basidiomycota; Ustilaginomycetes; Ustilaginales; Ustilaginaceae.
AUGACGAUGUCGGCGACGUCUCAUGCAGGCGCGCCGCAGAGCUACUCACGCCGCGGAUCGGACUCCAAGUACGAUGUGCUGAUUCCACACCAGGGCCGCAUUCGACCGCGGCGCGUCCGACUGGCACCUUUUGUUGAUAACACUCGUGCUGGCAGCGUUCUCGCCUACCUUGGCAUACCCUUUGCACAAGCCCCGACAGGGUUGCGCCGCUGGCAAGUCCCUCAAGGUCCGCUGCCGAGCUGGUCGACGACGAGAGCUUCAAAAUGGCAGGCGGAUCCACAUCAAGAUUUUGCUGCGAUGGAAGGAAUGUACCGCGGACGCAAGAACGCCAAGACAACGAUACAGCGUAGCGAAGAUUGCCUCUACCUGAACGUCUGGGUGCCAGAAAGCGAGACCGAUGACCAUGCAAAGAGACCGGUGAUGGUGUGGAUCUAUGGUGGUGCCUUCACCGUAGGCAAUUGCUCCAGACCGCUACACGACGGUGCGAGGCUGGCACACGAAAGCGGCUGCAUCAUCGUCUCGCUGACAUAUCGGGUUGGUGCUAUGGGCUUUCUCGGAGCACGAUCGAUGGCGAAAGAGACGGCGGGUGAUUGGCCGCUCGUGUCGUUGGAGUCGCUCGAGCGGAAGCCAGCGAGCGGGCCGACAAUCGAGGUCGGCGCUGGCAACUGGGGCUUAUGGGACCUCGUCAGCGGGCUUCUUUGGGUGCAAAGAUUCAUCUCUGCAUUUGGCGGCAACCCAAACAAGGUCACUGCAUUCGGCGAGAGCGCAGGAAGCAUUGCAAUUCACUAUCUGCUGCUGUCCCCGCUCACUCCUGAAGGUCUCUUCCACAAAGCGAUUCUCGAGAGCGGCGUCGUGGCUACACUUUUGCCGCGCACAACGCAAGCAGCGCAAGGAGCGUUCAACAAACUGGUACGCUCGCUUUGCCCAUACCAUCUCGAGGGCGAUGAGGCCGCGCAGCUCGAGUAUCUGCGGACCCGUGUCAGUGCCGAUGAGAUCGCAUCAUGUCUGCGACCUUUGGUAGGCAAGCGGCCCAGGUCCGAGUACACGCCGACGCUGCAGGACAUGGGUUGUCUUCCGCGAGCACGUGAAGAUGCUGGGGACGAGGGCUGCGGCGUGACGGAUCAGUGGGGACCUGUGUGGGACGGGGUCUUUGUGGACCGCGAUUUCGUCGCGAGGGCGUUGGAGCCUCUGCCACCUAGGAGCAAGUUGCGCAACGGCCGCAGCGGCGUCAUCGUGGGUAUGUGUGCAGAUGAAGGGACCAUGUUCAACUUUCUGAUUGCGACUGGGCAGUCGCUGGUAGCUCAUCAGGAUCUUUUCGAUCCCGGUUUGUCAACCGAUCUCGGUAGGCUGUACGGCUUCGACGUCCGCGAAUCGGUGUCCAGCAAGCGGAACGGACGCGAAAAGGCGCUGCUGGAUCAGCGGGCAUUCUACACGUGCGCCACCUACACGGGAGAUGCGCAGUUCACGGCUCCAAUUCUGGACUACAUGGCAGCUCAGAGUAGUCCCAAAAAUGACUCGAUGGGUCGAGAUGACAGCGUGAACGUCUACGGUUACCUUUUGGCGCACCGUCCCUCGUGGGACAUGCUGGAGGCGCUUACGACGGUACCGGAAAUGACGGAAGAGUGGGCAGCAUUCCACACGCUCGAUAUACCGUUUGUCUUUGGCCUGACUGGACGACCUGACCUGGACGGUCAUGCCUACGUGUCCGAUAUGUCCGAAUAUGGAGUGGAUCCGCACGACGAUGACGGCCAGGACGCGGCACCGCUGCCCUCUGCUUCGGGUCGUUCGAGGCUGAAUGGGAUGACGGAAAAGGAAAAGCACCUCAGCUUGUACAUGAUGCGAACAUGGACCGCGGUGGCUAAAUUUCCAUCAGAAGCUGAGGCUUCGAGCCAACAAUUGGAGCUCCCUGAUGGAUCGACGUGGACCUGCCUAGGCUCGAAUGCGCAGCAAGCUGGGAAGGAACAGAGCGGUGUCGACCAGAUCCAUCUGUUGGCGAUCGGUGAGGAGCCGCAAGCGCCAGCAAGGGCCAAAGCGACCGAUUCGGAAGAUCCGAUCCGCAUCUGGCAGACGAUCCUCUCGCAGCACGCCUUUGCACAGCAGCGAGCCGGUGACCACGUCGUCGCAAGCUUGGACGAUCGAGUGCGCUUUUGGAUGCACGAGCCCAUCACGGGCACCGCCUCGCCUCGUCACGAUGAGAGGGGCCAGUCUGGUCAGCUUCGGGUCUGCCGAGCCAUGCAAAAUUACUACGGCUUCCUCUCGACGCCUCCGCGCUUCCUGCCUUGGUCAUGA